Dendronephthya gigantea is the source of this 699-nucleotide messenger RNA. RefSeq lists its product as uncharacterized. The transcript has a single exon. The record is from RefSeq and is a predicted model, not a curated record. Bases 1 to 699 code for a protein of 232 amino acids. Lineage: Eukaryota; Metazoa; Cnidaria; Anthozoa; Malacalcyonacea; Nephtheidae.
AUGUCUCGUUUCAUCUUUAACUUCGCCCAGAUUGCUGCACCGUUGCGACAGUUGAAAUCAACAUCAACUUUUUCCUGGGGACCUAAAGAACAGGAAGCUUUCGAAAGUCUAAAGAACAGUUUGACGGAGCAAACAACCCUUGCCUAUUUUGUUCCUGAUAGACCAAUGAGGAUCUACGUCGAUGCUGGAAAGAAGACAGAAAAAUCUAGCAACGUUCCAGGGGGACUAUGUGCCAUUCUAUGCCAACAAGACGAUGAGGGACAAUGGAAAAUGUGUCAUGUGGCCAACCGUGCUUUAACUGAUGUUGAAACAAGAUACGGACAAACCGAAUUAGAAGCUGCUGCGAUCAAAUUUGUGUGUGCUGAUGCCUUCUAUAAGUAUUUGGUUGGUGCGCCAAAGUUCAAGAUUAUCACGGAUUGUAAACCACUUGUGCAUCUCUUUAAUAACCCAGCGUCGAAAGCACCGUUACGAAUCGAGCGACAGAUUCUUGCCAUACAAGGUCUAGAUUAUGUGGUCAAGUACCAAAAGGGAGCUGAAAACAUCGCUGAUUAUGGAUCAAGACACCUGACGAAAAAUCAUAACGAUGUUCCCACGGUGAAAUCAGUGAACGAGAUGGAGGAAGGAUUACGAGCAGUAGUCUCUGAAGAAAACGUGUACCUUUCGAAAAUCGCGAAAAUGAUAGCGACUACCAGUUCCUGA